This is a messenger RNA of Dermatophagoides pteronyssinus (European house dust mite), 1144 nucleotides long. Its product is annotated as leucine-rich melanocyte differentiation-associated protein-like. The record is from RefSeq and is a predicted model, not a curated record. Gene Ontology annotation, biological process: melanocyte differentiation. Lineage: Eukaryota; Metazoa; Arthropoda; Arachnida; Sarcoptiformes; Pyroglyphidae.
UUUCAUUAAGGACAAAAAUCAUUUUUUAUCAUCCCUAAAUUGGUUGACUGAUAAAGCGAGCAAACGAGCGACUUUAAAAAAACCACAAUGCUCGAUGAUAAACAAGUGGAUUUUUGAAAAAAAACAAAGAUAUACAGCUGAGUGGAUUACAUUUCUACGCCUUUUUGUUUCUUUUUCUUUUUAAAAAAUUUGACAAAAAGAAAGAGAAAAAUCGAUUGCGAAAAUGAUGGAACCAUCAAAAUUGAUCAUAAAAGGAUCAUCAAUUCAAGAUAAUCGAUUAAUUGUUGAUCGAUCUAAAAUAGCCGAAAUGAAAGAAUUAACCGGAAUGAAAGCAGCCAAAUUUCGUCGUAUGGAUAAUUCUUCUUCAAAUCAAAUCGAUAAUAAUAAUGAUGAUGAUGUAGAGAUCAAUGGUCUUAUUUGGGAUGAGUAUGAUGCGUCAAUAAAAUUAGUUAAUCAAAAUUUAUGGCAAAUACCAUCACCAUUAACCAUACAAUAUGCAAGUCGUGUAAGAAAAUUAGAUCUAAGUUAUAAUUGUUUACAAACAUUGGCUGGUAUUGAAUAUUUUAAUUGUCUUGAAGAAUUAGUUCUUGAUAAUAAUCUUCUUAAUGAUUCGAUACGUUUUUUUUACAAUCCAUUUAUGAAAUGUUUAUCAAUUAAUAAGAAUAAGUUGACAGAUUUGGAAAGAUUUUUAAAUGAAAUAACAUUAAAAUUACCAAAUUUAACAUAUCUAAGUAUGUUAGGUAAUUCAGCAUGUCCUGAUCAGCUAUCUAGCUCGGAACAUGAUGAUAAAGAUUAUAGCCGUUAUCGUAGUUAUGUUAUACAUCGAAUGCCACAGUUAAAAUUUCUUGAUUCAACACAAAUUCGCCGUACAGAAAGAAAUGAUGCACAAAAACGUGGACAAUAUUAUCGUUUAAUACGUUUAAAUUCGGAUUCAUUUGUUGAAACAAAUAAAUUACGUAGCCAUUUGUUUCAAUUUCGUGAACAAAAUGAUAAUAAUGAUGAUGAUAGACAAAAUAAUCCACUACCAUUCACACAGGAUAAUGGACAACCAAAAGGUGGAUUUGGAAAACUUAAACAUCGUUAUACUGGUAAACAUUCGGAAGGAAAUCGUUUUAUUCGUAAUCAUGAACUUUGAAUUUUAAAA